Molecule: messenger RNA, 978 nt
Organism: Ogataea parapolymorpha DL-1
Lineage: Eukaryota; Fungi; Ascomycota; Pichiomycetes; Pichiales; Pichiaceae
Product: 5'-nucleotidase
Exons: 1
Coding region: 1-978 (325 amino acids)
Molecular function (GO): nucleotidase activity
Source: RefSeq, a predicted model, not a curated record
AUGCAAUUCACUUCUCUGUUCGUCCUUGCAACAUCUCUGGUUGCAGCUUCCGCCCAAAACAUCCUUCUGACCAACGACGAUGGAUGGGCCGCUACCAACAUCAGGGCCCUUUACAGAGAUCUCAAAGCUUCUGGACACAAUGUUGUCAUGGUAGCUCCUGCUAGACAGUACUCCGGAAACGGAGGCAGAUUCAUCACUCCGACAACUUCGACCCUCACAGCCGCAGCAGUCUUCGAUUAUCCGCCAGCCGGAUCGCCAGCGUGGGGUCACGAGGAGGACGAUUUGAACGUGUGGUAUUUCGACGGGUCGCCGGCCGCGUGCGUCGCCCUCGGACUGGACUAUGUGGUUCCUAAGUACUUCGACAAUAUGACCAUUGACAUCGUUUUAGGCGGUCCUAAUGAGGGCAACAACCUCGGAGAAAGAGACUAUGUUCUUUCAGGAACCAUUGGCGCCGCCUACUAUGCCACAGAAAGAGGCUAUCCGGCCAUUGCGUUCUCCGGAGCAAACUCCAACAAUUCGUUUUUCAAGGACAACCUGGACGAGGACCCGGACCACGCCCCUAACAUUUACUCCAAGUACGCCAUCGAGGUGGUCGAAACUCUGGCAAAAAGCCAGGGCGACGGGGACCGUCUGCUGCCGGAAUCGUACGCGCUGAACGUCAACUUCCCUGCCGCAGGCUCCGACAUCAACGCCUCGUGCAGAGAACUCACAUUCAGACACACGCGAUUCACCGGUUCUAAGAGUCUCGCGUACAAGGUGGAGUACGACGACACGGCAGAAAACAUGAAGCAGACGACGCUGGCUACUUCCGCAGUGCAAAACUGUGCUGCCGGCGACUGCGAGCUGCCAGACGAGUUCACCAUCAUCAACAACGGCAACUGCGAGGGCACAAUCUCCGUGUUCACAAUCGAUUUCGACGCGAGCGAGCAGCUCACCGAGCAGACGCUUUCGUUGUUUGAGUCUGUGCUGGGAAAAUAG